Molecule: messenger RNA, 570 nt
Organism: Microthlaspi erraticum
Lineage: Eukaryota; Viridiplantae; Streptophyta; Magnoliopsida; Brassicales; Brassicaceae
Source: the annotation of a GenBank genome assembly
AUGCGUGAAGUUUCCGAUACCCUCUGGAAUUUUCACCUUACGUGGAGAUCAAAGAGUGACGAGAUCAUGUUUCCUUCGCGAGCGCAAGCUCCGCACCGCGUCGUCCUGUAUGAUAACCGAGCCAGUAUCGGACGACGAGACCAACGAGUCCAACGCAAUAAAACGAGCCGCGCAACGCAGAAUGCAGAUCCCCCGAUCCAUCGGCAAAGGAACUCCGAGCCCGCCUGGAAAUCCGACUUAAGGUCCAGCUUUAGCACUAAACACAAGGAUCUCUCCGAUCUAUUCGAGAUGGAGCAACUCGAGGACGAACCGCUACGAAGCUACCUGAACAGAUUCAAGAGCGCGCUGCUCGACCUCAGGGACAUUCCGGGAGCACCCCCAAUCGCGGAACCGGUACUCGUCCAAGCCCUCGGAAACGGACUUCGAUACGAAUCCGGAUUCUGGGAAGAUAUCCGCAUCCGCCCCUCCCCAACUUUGAAGGACGCCUUCCUUCGCGCUGAGAAUUACAUCGCCUCGAGCAAGACAUCCCGCAGCUACGGUUCGACCCCGAAGAUCCUCGGUUCCGGCUAA